Molecule: messenger RNA, 1402 nt
Organism: Carassius carassius (crucian carp)
Lineage: Eukaryota; Metazoa; Chordata; Actinopteri; Cypriniformes; Cyprinidae
Product: fibroblast growth factor 23-like
Exons: 3
Coding region: 128-904 (258 amino acids)
Biological process (GO): animal organ morphogenesis; positive regulation of cell population proliferation; cell differentiation
Cellular component (GO): cytoplasm
Molecular function (GO): type 1 fibroblast growth factor receptor binding; growth factor activity
Source: RefSeq, a predicted model, not a curated record
UCCUCUGGCUCUGCGGGCGAGUGUUGCGUAAAGGAGUGGCACAGGAUGCGUUUAAAUAGCCGCGCUCACAAACUUUCACGCAUCACAAGUCCUUCAGCUCUGCACACUGGUUUUGCGCUUCGUGAAGAUGCGUUGCGCAGUUUCCAAUCUGCACGUGCUGCUCUCCCCCGUCCUCGCGCUGUGGAUCACGGUUCUCCAGGGAUUCAGACCUGCGGAUGCUGCCCCUAACCCCUCUCCCCUCCUGGGCUCCAGCUGGGGGAACCCGCGGAGGUACAUCCACCUUCAGACCACCUCGGACUUAAACAACUUCUACUUGGAGAUCAGCCCGAACGGACAUGUGCGCAAAACUACAAACCGGGGGUCCUACAGUGUUAUUUUAUUGAAAGCAGAGAGCAGAGACCGUCUGGCAAUAUUUGGAGUGAAAAGUAACCUAUUUUUGUGCAUGGACGCAGGAGGAACUCUUUACACAUCUACUGUUUGCAACAAGGAAGACUGUCUUUUUCACCACAAACUUUUGGAAAACCAUCGUGACGUUUAUUACUCCACCAAUCAUGGCAUACUGCUUAACCUGGACGGGGCGAAACAGGUGUUCAUAGCGGGACAAAACCUCCCUCAGUCCUCUCUCUUUUUAUCCGAGAAAAACACUGUUCCACUGGAGCGCCUGCAGCACCGGGAGAGGAGGAACCGGCAGGUGAAUCCAUCAGACCCGCUGAACGCGCUCCGGUACGGAGAGGCGUCAGACUCCAGAGCUGCCCAAGAGGACGAUGGGGACACAGACUCUGAGCCGUCAGAGGGUCGAAACAUCUCCAGGGAGACUCUGGUUUCUCCUUCCGAUGAUGACCCGUGGGAUCUUCUUCAAGACACGAGCCCCGGCAGUCCCCGGGUUUCAGCAGUUGUUGGAUAAAGUUACAGAUCCUCCAUGGCGUGACUGUUGAACCGCAAAGUUAGUGUGGCACCAUAAUAUUUUCAUCAUAAAUAAGUGUUUUUAAGGACAUAUAUUUCAAACCAACUUCACUUGUACGCUCUUAAAAAUAAAGGUUCCAAAAUAAAGUUUUUUAUUUUUCUUAUAAAAAAUUUUCCACUUCAAAGAACCUUUGUGCGAUAUAAAGGUUCCAUGAAAGUCCAUGGAACUAUCAGUAGGCCUACCAAUAAAGAGCCUUUAUUUUUAAAAGUAGAAAUCUACAGAUUAUUUAGGCUGUCGUGUAUCUCCAUCUCACCAAACCUGAAAAACCUACUUUGUUCUUUGUACUAGUUUUUUCUCCUGCCACCACAAAUUUGUCUUUGGUGCUGGACACCACCUGUGGACGAAAAUGGUCAAACAAAGAAAAUAUUUAUUUAUUUAAUGAAUUAAAUAUGUUUAAUUUAUGGUAUUUAUAUGUUUGCUUUAAAGGUUAGAUGUGCA